GGAAGACAAGGAGCUGUCGCAAACUUUAACUUUUACGACCGUGGUUUGACUUUCUUACGGCGUCACAACGGUUUACGACAGUAAGAAAAUGGCGGAGGAGGAGCGGAGUGCCGAGGCUGAGAAACUCAAGGAGAAGGCGAAUAAUUACUUUAAAGAAAAAGACUAUGAGAAUGCUAUCAAGUAUUACACAGAGGCGCUGGAGCUGAAUCCAUCCAAUGCCAUUUACUACAGUAACCGGAGCUUGGCAUACCUGCGCACUGAGUGCUAUGGCUACGCCCUGGCAGAUGCCACACGUGCCCUGGAGAUCGACAAGAACUACAUUAAGGGCUAUUACCGGCGUGCCACUUCUAAUAUGGCGCUGGGCAAAUUCAAGGCUGCGCUUAAAGAUUACGAGACGGUUGUAAGAGUGCGACCCAACGACAAGGAUGCCAAAUUGAAAUAUCAAGAAUGCAACAAGAUCGUAAAGCAGAAGGCUUUCGAGCGAGCCAUCGCCAGUGACGAACUGAAACGAUCGGUCGUGGAUUCAUUAGACAUCGAGAACAUGACAAUUGAGGAUGAGUACAUAGGUCCUAAAUUAGAAGAUGGUAAGGUCACAGAGAAGUUCAUAAAGGAUCUGAUGGAGUGGUUUAAGGACCAAAAGAAGCUUCAUAGGAAGUGCGCUUACCAGAUCCUGGUUCAAGUAAAAGAUGUUUUAUCCAAAUUACCAAGUCUUGUUGAAAUUUCGUUAAAAGAGACAGAGAAAAUAACUAUUUGUGGGGACACGCAUGGCCAGUACUAUGACCUCCUUAAUAUUUUUGAGCUGAAUGGCUUACCGUCGCCGACCAACCCAUACCUGUUCAAUGGUGACUUUGUGGACCGUGGCUCCUUCUCAGUGGAGGUCAUUCUCACACUCUUUGGUUUUAAGCUCCUUUACCCAGAUCACUUCCACCUAUUGAGAGGUAACCACGAAACAGAUAACAUGAAUCAGAUGUAUGGCUUCGAAGGCGAGGUCAAAGCCAAGUACACAGCGCAGAUGUUCCAGCUGUUCAGUGAGGUCUUUCAGUGGCUUCCACUCGCACAGUGCAUCAACAACAAAGUGCUGGUGAUGCACGGAGGACUGUUUAGUGAAGAUGGUGUGACUUUAGAUGAUCUUAGAAAGAUUGACAGAAAUAGACAGCCUCCAGACUCGGGUCCCAUGUGCGAUCUCUUGUGGUCAGAUCCUCAGCCGCAGAAUGGGCGGGCUAUUAGUAAACGUGGUGUGAGCUGUCAGUUUGGGCCAGACGUCACAGAACGGUUCCUGGAACAGAAUAAGCUGCAGUACAUUGUGCGCAGUCAUGAGGUGAAGCCCGAGGGCUAUGAGGUCACUCACUCAGGGAAGUGCAUCACGGUGUUCUCCGCACCCAAUUACUGUGACCAGAUGGGUAACAAGGGAGCCUACAUUCACCUCAGGGGAUCUGACCUCAAGCCUGAAUUCCACCAGUUCACUGCUGUGCCUCAUCCGAAUGUUAAGCCCAUGGCAUAUGCCAACUCGCUCUUGCAGUUGGGAAUGAUGUAGGGGAUCCAACCGUCUCUUAGCAGCUGUUACUUUCUCAAGUCCACACCAGUCCCUCCAGACACGUCACACUUUUCAAUCUAGUUUUUUUUCACAAGAAGUCAGUCUUCUAAUGCACACAAGCACUCAAAGUGAUUAGAUGCUUCUCAGUCCAGAGGGUGCCUAGUUGAAAAGGAAAAAACGAAAAAAUACCGUUAUAAUCUGUUUUAAUUUUGAUAUGAAUCAGUCAGUUUUCCCUUCUUUUUUUUUUCUUUUCUUUUUUUUGCAGGUAUAAAGCUGUAAUAUUUUUUAAACCCAGAAUUAGCAGGUGGUUUCUGGGUUAUAGAACACAAUGAGCUGGAUUGUACCAAAGACCUGGGGUCAUGUGUAGCAAACGGCUUGAGGAAAGAUAGUUGAUGUAUUUUUUUUUUUGUUUUUAAUACAUAAUUGUGUUUGACGCUUUGUUGGGAGGGACAAGUAUGUGUUACUGUGAUUCUGUAGCAGUAAGAUCAUCCUGUGCUAUUUGGGGUUGUGUAAUCAACUGCCUUCAUGCGUACUUCUCUCUAUAUCGUAGAGCCAGAUUGAGUUGAGUUAAUUUGUACUCAAGCUUUUGUCCAUCGCACAAAUGAGAUCAACAAGACAACUGUACAGCGCACACGCAUACACACAUCUGUGCACACUAACUUCUACUCCCUGUAGUUUCUCGACUGUUUAACUCUUUCCACAUGUUCUUCAGUAUUGUGAAGCCCCACUGUCAGUUGUACUCAGAUCUGUUGGCAGCAUCAACAUGUGAGUUUAUUUUUUUUCCCCUCCUCUCCCAGCUCGCUCAUCUGAAGUGCACUGGAGAUAGCUAUAGUCUCCCCCAUUGUACGAUUGUUUAGCUAAAUCCACCUUCACCCGCCAAUGUGGAUUUGUGACGGAACAUGACUGAUGUUUAGAAAUCUUAAAAUGCACAGCAGCCAUAUACCAUGCCCUUGAAUUUUUAGAUAAUGUUAUAUACACAAAAGUGUAUGUAUAUACAGUAUAUACUGUAAUAAUGAAAACCCUGUGUACAUGUUUGGAAAAGUUAUUGAAUAAAAAAAACCAAGUUCCAUUCUA
Molecule: messenger RNA, 2608 nt
Organism: Clarias gariepinus (North African catfish)
Lineage: Eukaryota; Metazoa; Chordata; Actinopteri; Siluriformes; Clariidae
Gene: ppp5c
Product: protein phosphatase 5, catalytic subunit
Exons: 13
Coding region: 89-1534 (481 amino acids)
Cellular component (GO): nucleus; cytosol
Molecular function (GO): protein binding; protein serine/threonine phosphatase activity
Source: RefSeq, a predicted model, not a curated record